AUGUCAGGAUAUUGUAAUAAUUGUGGUUCAACAGAUUUCAUUCCUGUAGAUGGUUUUUUCUACUGUGCAGUGUGUAAUACACAGUCACAGGUUCUUCGUGAAUUUGAUCAUGAUGAUGAGGGCGCAAUUCUGACAUCAACAUUAUCAACUAAGAUUUAUCAAAAGAAGACUAGGAUAGGCAAAAGUGAGCAAAAACUUGCUGAGGAAAAAGAGACAAUUGAUGAAGAUCAUCGUUUACCAGCCUUGAAACAAGAUUUUCCGAUAUAUCUUGGACAUGCUGGUCUACGGCUAGCAACAUUUACGAAAUUACUUUCGCAUUUCUCAGCCAUACUAAUUCGUGAUUUUAGUGUACCAGAAUGUGUCAAGUCGCAUAUACUCAAUAUCGUGCAGCAUUAUCUUCAGCACUUUCGAAUAGCAUUCUGCAAGGAAGAGUUGGAUGAAGCAAACCCAUAUUGUCCAUUAAUUAAGAACGAAGAAUAUGAAGCACAAAAAAAAGCAAAAGAGCUGAAAGUUAAAGCACAAAAAGAAGCACAAAUGAGGCGUGGCGAUAAUGUUUUGUCAUUAUUAACAAAUCCAGAUGCCGAAGCAGAUAUGGAUGUCACCGAUCUCGAUGUUAAUGACGUAAAAGCUGUAAUAGAAAAGCGAACGAAACUUUCAAAGGAUGCACUUUCUACGCUUCUGCGCAUUCCAAUGAAUACUGAGAUUAUUAUGGUUAUCCUUUAUAUGGGAUGUUUACUGUCUGGUGCAAAUUGGAUAUUAUUAUCUGAUGUUACACGAUGGUUUCGUGAAGGCCGAUUUCCAAUAUCAUCUUUUCAGUCUGCAGCUUUACUUGUUGGUGGGAAAGGAAACGAUAUUUCUGGUGCGAGAGGACUUUCGUUUUGUCCGAGAACACCGACGAUGCCACUGUACGAAUACAUGCGAACGAUUAUGGUUAUUGCUCAACUAACAAAUAUUCCAGUGCAGCCAGUUUCUUGCUCUUUCGAUCGGGUUUUGGCUCGCCUUAGUUAUAACCUUAAUUUACCGAUUGAUUUCAUGCAGCAGCUGCAUACAAUUUUUGUUAUUUCCUCUCCAAAUGUUGUUUUCGAUACAUUGUUUACUCAUCGAUUUAGCAAUGUUGAUUCCGAAGCGUUACUGGAAAAAACAAAUAAUCCAUUCUGUGAUAAUAUCACUUUUGCACUUGAACAGAGCACUUAUCAGUUGGAAGAAGGUUGUGGUCGACAGUAUUCCAUAAUGCCAUCUAUCGAUGUCAAGGCAAUCGCAAUAAUACUUUUUGCGCUGAAACUGGUGUUUGGCCUCAAUGAUAAUAUGGAAUUCAAUAUGAAAACACAGUUCGAUGCAAUGAAUACCAAAGAAGAGCAAUUUAACUUCGGUUUAUGGAUACAGCAGUUAAGAAUGCGUAUGAAUGUAUGGCGUAAUAGGCGUUUGAAAGAUGUUUUAGAAAAAAGGACAACUGCCCUUCCUAAAUAUGAUUCUGUAUUUGAAAAUCAUCGCAUGUUAUUCGUUCGUGAAAAUUAUCGAGGAGAAAAAGUUUCGCAAAUUGGUAAUGGUCGUUUAACGGGUGGUCGAAAUUUAUAUUUUAGGGGAUGCGUACCAAGUAAUUUUAUUAUGGAGAAACGUGAUUAUGCAUUGCUCAGUACUUUUGAGGAUGAUUUCGACUUCACAUCAUUACGAAGCCUCAACAAAGAAGCUUUGUUAACACCUCUUCGUUAUCAAGCAACUCAUUAUCUUGAAUGGUAUGAAGAUCUGGAAAAAAGUACUUCCACAGAUAAUUUUGAAAAAAUUGAUCGAUAUAAUGCUGAAAUGUUUUUUAAAUCGUUCAAAAAUCAUCGAAUGGAAUAUGAAGUUGUGAUAGCCUCCAAAAACAAGAAAGUAUUGAAAAGCGAGGGUUUAUGUUGCUCCGAUGAGGUACGAACAAAAUGGCGCCAGCUAUUUCCAUGUUCGGAACAUUAUGAGUCAUAUCCACGACCAAUAUAUUGUCCUGGAUUGCUCAAGUUUAAUUCUGGCGAACCGAUUUAUAUUCCAAUGAUUUAUACACCUGCGGUGGAUAUUAUAUACCAAAACGCGUCGCCAUAUUUUAGCGAAUCAUUCGGUGAUCUUCUUGAAAUUUUCUCUUUAAUGAUUGGAGAAGAUGUAAAAGUUGUUUACGCUUUUUUUCUAAUGCUAGAAAUGAAAUGCUUAAUGCCCAACACAUUGAAUGAACUCAAUGAAAUUGCCAAAAAUUGUGAAAAGUUUACAACUUGUGCUCAGGUAGAAUUGCUGGGUGAUGAGCCGCGUAAUGUAGAAGUUGAGAUGUGUCGUAUUAAUGAAGAUGUGGCAAGUGCCGAUUUCAAAUUUUUAGUGACACAUAUGGGAGACAUAGAAAUCGAUGUAGAGAAGACAUCAAGAACACCGGUAAAAAGAAGAAUGAAGAAAUCAUGUGAUUGUACUCCAAAAAAACGAUCAAAAGAGCGAAGAAAACAAUCGCUUACAGUAGAGCAUCCUGAGGAGCAAACCGAUGAUACGGAUGAGGAAGAGAUUGUAAUUACGAGGACAUACAAUGAUAAAUUAGCUAAUGAUUUCGACCAAAUGAAUUUAUACCCAGAAGGAAAGCAAACAUUGCAACCGGGAACGAAUAGCAUUUCCAGAUCGAUGUCUGAUGAUACAAAUAUUAUAAGUUUAAGUGAUGAUGAAAUAACCGAUACUACUCCGUCACGAAAACAAAGGUAUGGAAAGCAAAAUCGAAUGUCAAAAUUUUCAAAGACGAGUAUUUUUAAGCAUUCAUCGACAACCAAGAUCAAAAACCGGUUCUCAGAAUGUUUUAAUUUCGAAUUUGAAGCCGCAUUUGCGUUAACAAUACCGAAAUACUGGUGA
Messenger RNA from Brugia pahangi, 2850 nucleotides. Lineage: Eukaryota; Metazoa; Nematoda; Chromadorea; Rhabditida; Onchocercidae. The record is from the annotation of a GenBank genome assembly.